AUAAAAAUAAAAUAAAAUAAAUUUGUGCAACAAUGUCUUUCAGAAGUCUCUCACUGGUCCUAUCUUUUGCUGCUGCUGUCCUUUGUGGUUCACGUCCAUGCUGCGAAGCCGAGAAGGCUUGUGAAGAAAGACAACCGUUUACAUGCAACAGCACCGAUUCUUUCAACAGAGGGAGCUUCAAACCCGGGUUCAUCUUUGGUGCUGCAUCUUCGGCUUAUCAAGUUGAAGGAACCGAAGGUAGAGGUCUUAAUAUUUGGGACGGUUUUACUCAUCGAUACCCAGUAAAAGGAGGACCGGAUAAGCGCAACGGAGAUAUUGCAUGUGGGUCUUACAAGCAUUAUCAGAAAGAUGUUGAUGUAAUGGUCGAUAUGGGAGUCGACGCCUACAGAUUCUCGAUCGCGUGGUCGAGAAUUAUUCCUAGAGGAAAGGCAAGUCGAGGGGUCAACGAAGAAGGCAUAGAAUACUACAAUAAACUCUUAGAUAGCCUUGAAGCAAAGGGGAUUAAGCCGUUUGUCACCAUCUUCCAUUGGGACCUUCCUCAAACAUUGCAAGAUGAGUACGAAGGUUUUUUAGAUCGUCAGAUCAUAGAUGAUUUCAAAGACUACGCAGAGAUCUGUUUCAAGAGAUUUGGUCACAGAGUGAAACAUUGGAUGACGAUAAACCAAAUCUAUACCAUCUCUACAAGGGGGUAUGCAACCGGAACCGACGCACCUGGUCGAUGUUCGUCUUGGCUCAACAGAAACUGCUACGACGGAGAUUCUGGAACAGAGCCGUACAUCGUCGCACACAAUCUGCUCCUUGCUCAUGCGACUGUGGUCGAUCUAUACCGGAGGAAAUAUCAGAAAAUCCAAGGAGGGCAAAUUGGAAUCACAAUGAUAACGAGAUGGUUUAUUCCUCGCGAUGAUUCGGAUGAGAGUCUUAAAGCUGCCGAGAGAGCCAAAGAAUUCUAUCAUGGAUGGUUCAUGGACCCUCUAACAAAGGGUUAUUACCCGCCAAUUAUGAGGAAAAUGGUUGGAGAUCGUCUACCAAGGUUUUCCGCAACAGAAUCGUUACUUGUGAAGGGAUCAUAUGAUUUUGUUGGCAUCAACUAUUACUUAACCGAUUAUACGUAUAGUAUCGACCCCAAUCCUCCCCAUAGACUCCACAUGAUGAACGACUCGCUCGCAGGAACAUCAUUCCAUAAUCACAAGGGUCCAAUCGGACCAUCGUUUGGUAUCGACUCCCACUAUUAUCCAAGAGGCAUUUUAAAGGUUCUUGAGUCCUUCAGGGAGAAAUAUGAUAAUCCUAUGAUCUAUAUAACCGAAAAUGGGUUUCAAAGUCACCGUAGGUCAAUGGAUGAAAACCUUCGUGACUAUGAGAGGAUAGACUAUCAUUGCAGUCAUCUUUGUUUUCUCCGAUCAGCCAUCAAGAGUGGUAGCAACGUGGGAGGAUACUUUGUAUGGUCCUUUCAAGACAACUACGAGUUCUGCAAUGGUUACGACGUUCGUUACGGGAUGAGUUACGUAGACUUCGACAAUGCGACAACGGACAGAAUGCUUAAGGAUUCGGGAAAAUGGUUCAGGGAGUUCUUAGGCCGAAAGAUAAGAAUCGAACAGAAUGCUUAAGGAUUCGGGAAAAUGGUUCAGGGAGUUCUUAGGCCGAAAGAUAAGAAUCGAUUAGCGUCAUCAUCGCUCUAUGCGUCUUCCUAAGGAUCGUUGAAUGAUUUCCUAAAUAUGAUGGGCAAAAAGACUCGUGGAUAUCUACUUAUCAUCUUGUAUCAUAAUACAUCGGAUAUAUAGAAAAUAAAAAGGAUCAUGUAAUCUUUUCA
This is a messenger RNA of Tarenaya hassleriana, 1807 nucleotides long. Its product is annotated as myrosinase 2-like. The transcript has 13 exons. Lineage: Eukaryota; Viridiplantae; Streptophyta; Magnoliopsida; Brassicales; Cleomaceae. Gene Ontology annotation, biological process: carbohydrate metabolic process. The record is from RefSeq and is a predicted model, not a curated record. The coding region runs from base 33 to 1604 and encodes 523 amino acids. Gene Ontology annotation, molecular function: beta-glucosidase activity.